AUGGGACUUUUCCCUCCUUUAGUCGCAAUUAACUUUCUCGUUACAGCGGCCUUUGCAACAGGUGUUGGAAUACCAUGUGGAAGAGCAUUAUCUGUUUUCUUCAAACUACAGCCAAUUGCAAAUUGCUUUUCAAUUGCAUUUGGUCAAGGUUUAUUAGGUCCUGGAUCGUAUUCUUUCAGCCAAAAGAACAAUAAGCGAGUAAGAUCUCUUUUUUAUUAUGCACUUACUAUCACAUUAGUUCUUCAAUUUAUUUUUGUUCCAAUUAUUGUUUUUGCUCCUGUAAGUAUCGCAAAAAUAUGGCUCCACGAAGAAGAUACUCUUAACUAUGCUAAGAAAUUACUUCCAAAACCAUUCUUUACAAACUGGACAACUGCGUGUAAUGAGGUUGUUACUGCACUCUUGCAAUGCAUGGGAUAUGCCUGGGUUGCAAUGGCUCCAAGUAUAGUCAGAGGCAUUUUUUAUAUAGUUUACUCAUUAAUCCUUUAUUACACGAACAAAUUUGAUUCAAUUAGGAUGAUUUACACAUAUUGCCUUAAUGACACAACAAUUCUUAUUCUUGAUAUAAUUAUUGUCAUCAAACCACUAAUUCAACUCUAUUCAGAGACAACAUCGUUAGAUGAUUCUAAAUCAGAUAGUAAGAAAGAUGACUCAACAACACCUACAGAUAUGGAGGAUGAAGAUGAUAAGGAAAUGAUAUGUGAGUCGCUUUAG
Messenger RNA from Trichomonas vaginalis G3, 711 nucleotides. RefSeq names its product multidrug resistance protein YPNP-related family. Gene Ontology annotation, biological process: transmembrane transport. NCBI's taxonomy places the organism in Eukaryota, Parabasalia, Trichomonadida, Trichomonadidae. The record is from RefSeq and is a predicted model, not a curated record. Gene Ontology annotation, molecular function: xenobiotic transmembrane transporter activity; antiporter activity. The coding region runs from base 1 to 711 and encodes 236 amino acids. Gene Ontology annotation, cellular component: membrane. The transcript has a single exon.